GCCAGGCAGGCAAAGCUGGGGGAGUGAGUGAGCUCAUUCCGGGCGCUGGAGAAGCAGCGAGCGGCGGCUGCUGCAGAAACGACAGCAGCAACUUUGUUGGGGAAGGAAUUUUGAGUGGGAAUAGGUCGGAACAGUCGUUGGAAGGGAAAGAUAAGUUCGUUGCUGAAAACAACCCAAAUCAAACACCAAGGAGGGAAAAGCCUGGCAAAGCAGAUGAAAUACGUUUAGAGUAUAUCACACAGUGGUACUGGCAAAAGGAAUAGAAACAUCAAUUCAUGUUAGUGAACGAGGAGAAUAAUAUCGUUUGAGAUUAUACAUGUCGUGUGGAUGCUGAUGCAGAAGUUUAUGAAUUUGUCAAGAUGCCAUGAACCCAUAGUAUGAAGCAAGUUUAAUUAUCAGCACUUCAGAUCAAAAUUUUGUGGAUGUGUGGAAAUACCUUACUUUGUGAAAAUGGAAGAACUAAGACUGCUAAGAAGUCUAUGAACAAUAGUGGUAGCUAAAAGCUACAUUUGUAGUCCAUUUAACAACUACAUUAAAUGAUCAGAACUGGGAUCUCAUGCAACCUAUAUAUUUUCUGGAGAACAUUCUCCAGAAGCAAGUUGUAAAUUUGAAAAGCAAAAAUGACUUGGUUUUUCUCUGGAGCUUGUUAAGGAAAAACACAUUUUCUAAUAAUGACCAGCUUGAAACGGUCCCAAACUGAAAGGGCUGUUGCUGCUGGCCUAUCAGAUGGAACUCCUAAAGUCCAUUCGGAUGACUUUUACAUGAGACGAUUUAGGUCACAGAAUGGCAGCUUGGGAUCUUCAGUGAUGGCUCCAGCAGGCCCUCCACGCAGUGAAGGGUCUCAUCACCUAACUUCUACUCCUGGAGUUCCAAAAAUGGGAGUUAGAGCAAGGAUUGCUGACUGGCCCCCAAGGAAGGAAAAUAUGAAAGAAAACAGUAGAUCAAGUCAAGAAAUGGACUCAUCAAGUUGCCUUGAUAAUUUGUCUUCAAAAAGUAGUCCUGGGAGUCAGGGGAGCUCUAUUAACUUGAACUCUAGUGACUCUGUCAUGUUGAAAAGUAUUCAAAACACACUUAAAAGCAAAACACGACAAUCUGAGAAUCUGGAUUCUAGAUUUCUCAUGCCUGAUGGUUAUCAUAGUUCCCCUAGAAAAGCUCUUCGCAGAAUAAGACAGCGUAGUAAUAGUGACAUUACUAUAAGUGAGCUUGAUGUGGAUAGCUUUGAUGAAUGUAUCUCACCCAGUUAUAAAUCAGGACCAUCGCUGCACAGGGAAUAUGGCAGCACCUCAUCCAUAGAUAAGCAGGGUACUUCAGGAGAAAGUUUUUUUGACUUAUUGAAAGGUUAUAAAGAUGACAAGUCUGACCAGAGAUUCUCAGCCACCAGCAAGUUCAGUGAACUCCUUAUUGCUAGUGGAAGCAAGGGUUCAGGGUUUUCUUUAGAUAUUAUAGAUGGGCCUAUCACUCAAAGGGAGAAUCUCCGAUUAUUCAAAGAAAGGGAAAAACCUCUCAAAAGACGGUCAAAAUCAGAGACAGGAGAUUCGUCCAUUUUUCGAAAGCUGCGUAAUGCCAAAGGUGAAGGGGAUCUUGGGAAGUCUUCAGACUUAGAGGACAGCAGAUCAGAAGAUAGUGUGAAACCUUGGACUUGCCCAAAGUGUUUUGCCCAUUAUGAUGUUCAGAGUAUAUUAUUUGAUUUGAAUGAAGUAGUAGUUAACAGGCACAACGUUAUUAAACGAAGGAAUACCACAACUGGAGCUUCUGCUGCUGCAGUUGCAUCACUAGCUUCUGGACCAUUAUCCCAUUCGGCAAGUUUUAAUUCCCCAAUGGGAAGUACAGAGGAUCUGAAUUCCAAAGGAAGUCUCAAUAUGGACCAGGGAGAUGAUAAGAGCAAUGAUCUUGUGAUGAGCUGUCCUUAUUUUCGUAAUGAGAUUGGUGGGGAAGGAGAAAGAAAAAUCAGCCUCUCCAAAUCUAACUCUGGAUCCUUCAGUGGCUGUGAAAGUGCCUCUUUUGAGUCUACUCUUAGUUCUCAUUGCACAAAUGCUGGAGUGGCUGUACUUGAAGUACCCAAGGAAAACUUGAUGUUACAUUUAGAUAGAGGGAAAAGAUACAUUGUUGAACAUGUGGAUCUUGGGGCAUAUUAUUAUCGAAAAUUCUUCUAUCAGAAAGAACACUGGAACUACUUUGGGGCAGAUGAGAAUCUUGGUCCAGUAGCUGUUAGUAUCAGAAGAGAAAAACCUGAAGAAAUCAAAGAAAAUGGGUCUCAGUAUAACUACCGUAUGAUUUUCAGAACCAGUGAGCUUACGACACUAAGAGGUUCUGUCUUGGAGGAUGCAAUACCUUCAACUGCAAAGCACUGCACAGCCAGAGGAUUACCUUUGAAGGAAGUGCUUGAACAUGUGAUACCAGAACUGAAUAUUCACUGCUUGAGAUUGGCCUUCAACACUCCCAAGGUCACAGAACAGCUUAUGAAACUGGAUGAACAAGGGCUCAGCUAUCAACUGAAGGUGGGGAUCAUGUACUGCAAGUCGGGACAAAGUACGGAAGAGGAAAUGUACAAUAAUGAAUCGGCAGGCCCAGCCUUUGAAGAGUUUCUCCAGUUGCUGGGAGAACGGGUUCGGCUCAAGGGAUUUGAAAAGUACCGUGCCCAGCUAGACACAAAGACUGAUUCAACCGGUACUCAUUCUCUUUAUACAACUUACAAGGACUAUGAAAUUAUGUUCCAUGUUUCCACUAUGCUGCCAUAUACACCUAACAACAAGCAACAGCUCUUAAGAAAAAGACAUAUAGGAAACGAUAUUGUGACAAUAGUUUUCCAGGAACCUGGAGCAGAGCCAUUCAGCCCAAAGAAUAUUCGUUCUCACUUUCAGCAUGUCUUCGUCAUUGUUAAAGUCCACAAUCCAUGCACUGACAACGUCUGUUACAGUGUUGCUGUGACAAGAUCCAGAGAUGUGCCAUCAUUUGGACCACCAAUUCCUAAAGGCAUCACCUUCCCCAAAUCAAACGUGUUCAGGGACUUCUUACUAGCAAAAGUGAUCAAUGCUGAGAAUGCUGCUCAUAAAUCGGAGAAGUUCCGCGCCAUGGCCACUAGAACCCGCCAGGAAUAUUUGAAAGAUUUGGCAGAAAAGAAUGUCACAAACACGUCCAUUGAUCCUUCUGGCAAGUUCCCUUUCAUCUCACUUGCAUCCAAAAAGAAGGAAAAGUCCAAGCCUCAUCCGGGAGUAGAACUCCACAGUUCUGGUUCUGUUGUAUGGACACUUCAUGCUAAAGACUAUAGCAAGGGUGUAGAUCUAGACUGUCUCCUCGGUAUUUCUAAUGAAUUUGUCAUUAUCAUUGAGCAAGAUACAAAGAGUGUUGUGUUCAAUUGUUCCUGCAGAGAUGUAAUAGGAUGGACUUCAACAGACACAAGUGUCAAAAUUUUCUAUGAAAGGGGUGAAUGUGUUUAUGUGGAGAAUUUCAAAAGCAACACUGAAGAUAUCAAAGAAAUUGUCAAAAGGCUAGAGCUUGUGACAAAGGGCUGCGAGUCAGUGGAAAUGACUUUACGUCGAAAUGGACUGGGCCAGCUUGGUUUUCAUGUGAACUAUGAAGGAAUUGUAGCAGACGUUGAACCCUAUGGCUAUGCUUGGCAAGCAGGAUUACGCCAAGGCAGCAGAUUAGUGGAAAUCUGCACUGUGGCAGUAGCUACUCUUAGCCAUGAACAAAUGAUUGAUCUCCUGAGAACUUCAGUUACUGUGAAGGUUGUCAUUAUACCACCUCAUGAGGAUUGUACCCCACGAAGAAGCUUUUCAGAAACUCACCGCAUGCCAAUGAUGGAAUACAAAAUGAAUGAUGGUGGAGUUCCAUAUGAGUUCAAGUUCCCCUUCAGAAAUAACAACAAAUGGCUGCGAAAUUCUAACAAGGGACAGAGCCCUCAUGUCCAACAAAUACCAUCACAGAUACAAAGUCCAGUCACCUCUAGGGUAUCUUCAGGGAAAGGUGAAGGAAAAAUGCCUCCUCCAGAACGAGCAGCCAAUAUUCCCCGCAGUAUCUCCAGUGAUGGGCGUCCACUAGAAAGUAGAAGAUUGUCUCCCGGCUCUGACGUCUACGUCUCGGUUUCAUCCAUGGCCUUAGCAAGAUCGCAGCAGUGCCGUAACUCCCCCAGCAACUUGUCAUCUUGUAGUGAAACUGGCUCUGGUGGGGGCACCUACAGGCAAAAAUCUAUGCCUGAAGGGUUUGGAAUGAGCCGUAGAUCUCCUGCCUCCAUUGACAGACAGAAUACAGAUACUAGUGGCAGUGGUAAAUCCACACCCAGUUGGCAGAGAAGUGAAGAUAGCAUUGCUGACCAGAUGGAACCAACAUGCCAUCUCCCUGCAGUAUCAAAGGUACUGCCAUCCUUCAGAGAGAGCCCCACUGGAAGACUGAUGAGGCAGGAUCCAGUUGUCCACUUGUCUCCAAACAAACAGGGCCAUUCAGAGAGCCACUAUUCCAGCCAUUCAAGCAGUAACACGCUGUCCAGCAACGCCUCUAGUGUGCACAGUGAUGAAAAGUGGUAUGACAGUGGAGAUAGGACUGAAUCAGAUCUGAACAGCUACAAUUAUCUUCAAGGCACUUCUGCCGACAGCGGCAUUGAUACCACCUCCUAUGGUCCCAGCCAUGGCAGCACAGCUUCAUUUGGCAACUCAGCAACAUCUCCUCGAUCAGGACUCGUAAAAGAAAAAGUAACACCAUUAUGGCACAGUUCUAGUGAAGUAGUCUCCAUUUCUGACCGGACUUUAGAAAAAGAGAGCCAUAUGAUGGACAGGAAGACAGAAUCGUCAUUAAGCUUGGAUAUUCAUACCAAAAGUCAGCCAGCCUCUAAUCCUUUGACAAGAGAGAACAGUGUUUUUAGCCUUAGUGAUGCCAUUCCCCAUGCCAGUACCAUGGGUUCCCGACACUCUGCCAGCCCCGUUGUUUUCACCAGUGCCAGGAGUUCACCUAAAGAAGAGCUUCAUUCUGCCACUUCCCCACAGCUUGCACCUUCUUUCUCCUCCUCCUCCUCCUCCUGUGGCCCUAGGACUUUCUACCCACGCCAGGGUGCUACUAGCAAGUACCUGAUUGGAUGGAAAAAACCUGAAGGGACAAUAAACUCAGUGGGGUUUAUGGAUUCAAGAAAGCGCCACCAGAGUGAUGGUAAUGAAGUAGCACAUCCUCGGUUACGUGCAUCAGCCAGAGAUCUUCGAGCCUCACCAAAGCGAACAUCUAAAUCAAACAUUGAGGAAGAAUUAAAGAAGCUGAUAGAUCUAGAAAGUCCAACACCAGAAUCUCAGAAGGACUUUAAGUCUCCAUUCCCUAGCACUCCUACCUCCAGGCGUGCUUUGCAGAGGACUCUAUCAGAUGAGAGUAUUUACAGCAGUCAGAGGGAACAUUUCUUUCCCUCACGAGCUUCUCUUCUGGACCAAGCCCUGCCGAAUGACGUCCUUUUCACUAGCACAUAUCCUUCUCUACCCAAGUCAUUACCUUUAAGAAGACCAUCAUACACACUGGGAAUGAAAUCUUUACAUGGAGAGUUCUCUGCCUCAGACAGCUCCCUCACAGAUAUCCAGGAGCAGAGAAGGCAGCCCAUGCCAGACCCAGGUCUCAUGCCCCUGCCUGAUUCUGCUUCUGACCUAGAUUGGACAAACUUGGUAGAUGCUGCCAAAGCCUUUGAGGUCCAACGAGCUUCAUUUUUUUCCACUGGUGAGGAAAACCACAGACCAGUCAGUGUUGCUUCCAACAGUGAUCAAGCUGAAGACCAGCUCCCUGUGCAGAUGAUGCCUUACAAAGGUAAAGAGUCUCCUCCUUCUCUUGCUUCUAAAGUUAACCAGCUGGAAGGAAUGCUGAGAAUGCUGCAAGACGAUUUAAAGAAGGAAAAAGAAGACAAGGCAAAUCUGCAGGUUGAAGUGCAGCAUUUGCGGGAAGACAAUUUGCGGUUACAGGAAGAGUCCCAGAAUGCCUCUGAGAAACUGAAGAAAUUCACUGAAUGGGUUUUCAACACAAUUGAUAUGAGCUAAGAUUAGCACACAAACACUGGCAGAAAUAUACACGUCUCUCUCUCUCUCUCUCUUUCUCUAGUGCGACUCAGCUUUAAUAACACCUGUGAGAGCCCAGUCAGAGCACUUUCACAUCUUUCAUAUUCUAGUACCCUUUUUUUUUUGGCAUCUCUGCAAAUCUCUCAGAACUAUUGCAGAUUAACAAUCAUUGUCUGCCUUUUGUAGGAAUAAAAGCAAAAAAAGUAAUUUUAAAGAAUAUAAAAGUUUAACUGCUAAAAUGUGAAUGUCUUUAUUUUUUGCACAUUCUCUUUUCCUGUUCUGUACAAAAGUGAUUUGGAGAAUGGACCAGAAUAACUGUCCACUUGCCUCUAUUUAUUUCUGUUCACUCCUUUGUAUCAGUUUCAGAGUAAUCUGCUUUAUCCUUGCUGCUUUGACAAAUAUUACGACUCCUAGAAAACUUAGGAAUAUGGUUAUUUUUUGCUGCUUCCUUUCUAUGGUUUCUGAAGUAAAGCGCAGGUAAGAGGAUGUGAACUAUGUUUUGGAUGUCUCUUUCAUCAUCUUUAGUGGUAUUUCCACACCUGUUGAAUAGAGCCAUUGCCUGUAGUGUGUGUGUGGGUACACGCACUUGUGUACAGUACAGCCUGCAGAGGCUUUAGCCCUGGCUAUGGCAAGUUAUCCAGUUCUGGUUUUUUUCCUUUUUUUUUAGCAUUAGUUAGUAGUGGUUGCCUGCUUCAUUUUCCUAGGGAAGCAAGAGCUUACCUUUCACCACUUUGGAAUGCUAAAUUGGCACCCUUUCUCAGGAUGCAUGAUAGAAGAGAAUACCUGCUCCUGCUAUAGGAAUUGCCCCCGCCUCUUCCUGCUGAUGGAUUUGUUUCAUCUACAUUUAGCUGGUGCCAAAGUGUAUUUGAGAUCCUGUAAAUGCUAACAUCUCAGUCCACCAUCAGUUAUGCAUCACUGUGCAGGUGCUCUGGUGCCCUCAUGAAGGGAGUAAGAUAUUAGCUCUGUCCCUACCAAAACCCCUACCUUACAAACACCUCAGUCAGCCUUGUUCCAUCCUCCCUAAUCCCAAAUGGCUUAUAGGGGGCCUCAGAAAGAGAACAAAGUGGAUCAUGCUACAUUGCAGGCAACAUGGCACAUGCUCUUAUGCAGAAUCCCCAUACCUUGCCUGGGAAAACACAGUGAGGCUGUAUCUGCACAGCCAGCGGCAGUGGCCUCCCACUGGCUUAAAUGAAGCUGGUGGGGCAUCAGGAUUGCUCGCACGGUCCUGUGCGGGCAGCCCCGAUGCCGACGCUGCCCACAGAGAUGGCUCCACACGGAGCCGCCCAGGGUGUGUGCAAGGGAUUUACCUUGCCGUCCUGUUCAGCUCCGGGCAGCUGCACAGACACACCCACGCUGUCCUCCGACCCCCAGGGGUCAGAGGGCAGUGUGGGCAUGUCUUUGCAGCGGCCUGGAGCUGAACGGGACAGCAAGGUAAGUCCCUUGUACACACCAGAGGGGCCGAAAGCGGCACCCUCACAUCUGUUCUGUUCGCACCGUGCUGGCCCAAAGACGCUGCUUUUGGAAAAAGUGGCACCUUCACGCCGCUUGGGCGGGCCCAGCAUGGUGCUGCUGUGUGAACAGCGCCCCAGGGAUGGUGUUUUAACCAUCCCUAGGUCACUGUUUUCCGCCCAUGCGGAAACAGCCUAUAACAACAGCUGUUGCAAUACAGGAUUCUGGAUCCAAAACACUUUUAGCAGUCAUGGACAUAUGCUGCAGCUACAGAACAUUCAAUCCUGCACAUAGUGAUAUCCAUGUCUAGAUGUUCUUGAGUUUGAUGGAACUUGCAUAUCCAUAACUUUGUGCAGCAUUGUAGCUUUAACAGAAUUCUUGCCCAUACAUUAAAAAAGUGAACAAAUCAAAUUAAUAAUUAAAACGUUAUUUGGCAGGCCUUUGGUUUGAGUAAAUCCUUUUAAUGGGGUGAGGGAGCACUACAAAGAAAAAUAAUUUGAUAAUUUAUUAAAACAAUCAAAGUUAUCUUUUUUUUUUCAAACUGGAAUUAAGGACAAAACCAAUAUUCUGAUUCCUAAAUCUCCCAAGUGUAGGUUUCCCAGCAAACUAGCUGAUAUGACAGGUUCGUGUGCUGACAGACUAACUUGCCAUAAUAUGUCACAAGGAUAAGCUCUUGAUGCUGGUCAGGAAAAGACUUGUGUGUGCCGCACCUGCCUACGCAUUGUUUCAAGUGGCAUGUGGUGAACUUACUUAAUGACCUUCUCUGCAUGCAACCCAACUGAAUUGAAUCCAUGAUAUUCUCUCCUCCCCAUUGCCUCUUUCGAAAGUAACAGCCCAUGUCUAUCCAUUUCAUGAAUGGUCUAUCCCCUUUCUCCCUGGGCUCCAGCCACUUUUCAUUGCUGGAAAUGUUCUUAACCACUGCCAUCGAGUCUUCCUAGCCUUUUUUGAUAUGCAUUUUCAUAACUUUAAUAACUGUACGAACCCAGAUGGUUUGCUUUGACCCAAAGCUUCAUUUGUGGUGAUGAUCCCCUUGGAAUGUGCUUCUGAUGAUAUUUUGCCAUGGAAAAGAGAUUGGUUUGAAAGUAUUUCUGGAGUGCUUCUGCAAAAAGUUAGAAUGUCGUAGGUAUUUUUUUUAAUAACUUGUAUGAAGGAGAUCUAUAUAAUGCCUGAUGUAAUUUGUAAAUGAGAAGUAUUGCUAACAUCUCUGAGCAUCCUGACUUUUUCUCUUUUUUUAAUUUUAUUUUAAAACAUUGGGACUUGGGGCAGACUAUUUAUUAGAGUUUUGCAACAGAGUUCUUGUAUCAAGCCACUAAAAGGCUACUUGUAUAAAAAAUUGACAAUAAAAUUCAUUUUAAAGGCUCUUCUAAAA
Messenger RNA from Sphaerodactylus townsendi, 8835 nucleotides. RefSeq names its product signal induced proliferation associated 1 like 1 (gene SIPA1L1). Gene Ontology annotation, cellular component: cytoplasm. Gene Ontology annotation, molecular function: protein binding; GTPase activator activity. The record is from RefSeq and is a predicted model, not a curated record. The transcript has 24 exons. Bases 672 to 5999 code for a protein of 1775 amino acids. Lineage: Eukaryota; Metazoa; Chordata; Lepidosauria; Squamata; Sphaerodactylidae. Gene Ontology annotation, biological process: activation of GTPase activity; regulation of small GTPase mediated signal transduction.